AUGUUAUCCCUCUAUUCGUUGCAAAUGCCACCACAGUUCGGCAACUGCACAACUUCACAGAAAGGCCAAGCAGCCGUUGUGACCCUUGCCGAUUUCCGUGAGAUCUACAAGUGCUCGGCCGUGGAACAACCGAAUAAGCUUGGGCAGAGGCGGAGAUACGUCACUGGAUUUGUGUCAAGGAAGCUUGCAAGCCAGACAUCCUGUUCCGAAUGCAAGGACGCCUUGGCUGGACAAAAGGGUGUUUUAGCGGUGCCCGAAGAGCUUGUCAACUGCAAGACAAGAGGCAAUCUGACACAUCCAAGCAUGUAUCUCUUCAACCUCUUCAGGGAAGCCGAAGAGCAAUUCUCGAAACAUGCCAGCGACAGGGAUGCUUACGACAAAACAAUUGACGCCAUGCUCGAAAAUUUCCAGUUCACUUUCCCUUGCGUUCGCCAUAAGCAAGCAAUGCUUGCCAACUUGCUGCACUACUAUGUGUGCCUACGUAUGCGCCAGUAGUGAUGGAAGUUGAAAAACAAGCACACCAAAGAGAGUCAGGACGUGCGUAAAAUGCCAAAACUUGUAUCAGCUCCAUCCGGGGCGAGCGCAAUUUAGAUGUAAUUUGACGUGUAUUCAGCACUAUGUACAUAUGCCAUGCUCCUCUUGAACUAAAUAUCUAGUCGAAUGCUCUGAUAUGGUUUUCUUCGCCGUUUCAUGCAAAGAGAGAACCGUGGUGACCAUCAUUUUCUUUUUUUACAAGAUAGCGCGAAGAUUCUUAACUGAUCUCUGUUAGUACAGUACAUAUGGUGCCACUAUCAUUAAUAAUAAUCUUAUUUCAUGUGACAUGCGACCCCAAGCGAGGCUGCA
This is a messenger RNA of Ornithodoros turicata, 843 nucleotides long. RefSeq lists its product as uncharacterized. The transcript has 2 exons. Bases 1 to 495 code for a protein of 164 amino acids. NCBI's taxonomy places the organism in Eukaryota, Metazoa, Arthropoda, Arachnida, Ixodida, Argasidae. The record is from RefSeq and is a predicted model, not a curated record.